Messenger RNA from Sander lucioperca (pikeperch), 3239 nucleotides. It is a transcript of the gene serinc4, whose product is annotated as serine incorporator 4. Gene Ontology annotation, cellular component: membrane. The record is from RefSeq and is a predicted model, not a curated record. Bases 399 to 1949 code for a protein of 516 amino acids. NCBI's taxonomy places the organism in Eukaryota, Metazoa, Chordata, Actinopteri, Perciformes, Percidae. The transcript is spliced from 11 exons.
CUCACAAACUCUGCCUAAUCUGACCGGGUAGGACGAGGGAGGAUGGGGGAGGGCAUCGGGCAUUCGCCACCACCUCUCCCUUUUUUCUGGCAGCACCCAACACAGCCGCAGAGUGAAAGCACGUAGGACGUGGGCAAAAAAACAACUUAUUCCCCUGCGAGGCUGGACUGAGAGCAGGCGGACCUGGUGCUCAUGCUGAGGCUCUCGGCUGCAGGAAGCCCAGCCGGACUAGAUUUACUGCUAAUCCAGAAUAUCGAGCAUGUAGGGACAACCUGCUGGACUACUUUUUCUUGUCAUCGUCAGGCCUGUUAGAAGUUGUGUUCUGGCCUCUUGGAGGAUGUGAGGAUGCCAUCUUUAAAUGUAAGCUGAAAAAAAAAACCUGUUUGUGCUGGAAGUUCAUGGCCAAAUGUAGAGUCGUCGUGACCGAUGAAAAGCAGUUUAGAGGCACAAUGUCGGCCUCUCAGGGGAUGAACCACAGCAGCGCCUACAACUACUUCCUCAACAUGUUGGCCUAUCAGAUAUGCUGUUGCUGUGGACCGGCUCCCUGCUCGCUCUGCUGUGCCUUCUGUCCGCCGGUCAAAUCCUCCACCAGCACGCGGAUCAUGUACACCCUCUUCCACAUCAUGAGCUGCGCCGUCUCCUGCCUCAUGCUGUCCCGCACCGUCUCCGAGCUCGUCAGGGAAAAUGUGCCUUUCUUUAACAUGGUGUGUGACCAGGCGCAUGGCGGGGGCCACUGUGAGAUGCUGGUGGGCUACUCAGCGGUAUACAGAGUCUGCUUUGGCACUUCCUGUUUCUACCUGAUGAUGGCGAUCUUCCUCAUUGACGUGAAGUCCAGUCAGGACUUCAGAGCGCUCAUACACAACGGCUUCUGGUUCCUGAAGUUCAUCACUCUGCUGGCGAUGUGCACCGCUGCCUUCUUCAUCCCAACAGAGUCCUUCCUGCAUGCUUGGCAUUACGUUGGUGUGGUGGGAGGAUUUGCCUUCAUCCUCAUCCAACUCACCCUCAUCACAGCUUUUGCGCAUACCUGGAACAAGAACUGGUUGACCGGAGCAGCAGAGAACAAGCGUUGGUAUCUGGCGGUGAUGUGCGCCACCCUCUUCUUCUACACCAUCGCCACCAUGGCCUUCACCUUCAUGUACAAGUACUACACACACCCCAUCGCCUGCCACUUCAACAAGACCCUGCUGUGGAUCAACCUGGGACUCUGUGCCCUCGUGUCCUUCAUUGCCGUCACACCGUGCGUGAAGCAGAAGCAGCCUCGGUCGGGGCUCCUCCAAGCCUCCAUCAUCAGCUGUUACGUCAUGUACCUCACUUUCUCUGCGCUGUCCAGCCGCCCACCAGAGAAAGUGGUGUAUCAGGGCAUGAACAUGACCGUCUGUUACCCCACUGUGGGACAAGAUGGCAUCCAGAACGAAGGCAAUGCUGUGGCCAUAAUUGGAGCUGCCAUCAUGUACUGCUGCGUCCUCUUUGCAUGUAAUGAAGCUUCCUAUCUGGCAGAGGUGUUCGGUCCGUUUUGGAUGAUCAAAGUUUACCGCUACGAGUUCCAGAAAGCCACCUGCUGCUUCUGCUGCCCCAAGGAAGAGGAAGCUGACGAGGAGUUUGUGAUUGACGAAGAGAACAAAGGAUGUCAGAAAGUUAUUCACAACGAGACGCAGAGAGUGGCUUACAGCUACUUCUUCUUCCACUUUGUCUUCUUCUUGGCCUCGCUGUACGUCAUGAUGACCCUCACUAACUGGUUCAGCUACGAGUCAGCAGUGUUGGAGACUACCUUCACCCACGGCAGUUGGUCUACUUUCUGGGUGAAGAUGUCGUCGUGCUGGGCCUGUGUGAUCCUCUACCUCUGGCUGCUGCUGGGCCCUCUGUGCAGCUGUCAGCCUGAAUCCAGACCUCGCCGCUCACGCAUCAAACGGCGCUCAGGAUCCUCACGUCACGUUUCUGUCAUCAUCUGACACGCUCUGUGAGGGGUAGGAAAGGGCGCGAUGUGGACAACGGGUCAGGCGGCUCCUGGAGCCAGGGGUCAGGGGGCAAAGACUCACAGUGCUGUGAGAAGGACCAAUCAGAGGGCCCAGUGCACUGUUGCUAUAAGAAGAACUGGAUAAAGCCCUGAUGUCACAGGCUGCACACCAUGAAAUUAAACCACCAGCAAAGACUUGACUGUGGUUUAGCAACACACUUACAGUAUAAAUUGCCAAAGGGAUCAGAAGAGAUGAACUCUCACUCUGCAUAAUGUGGAAAUUACAGUACGUAGGUGUAAACAUGGAUACAUUAUGAACUUUCAUUUUAGUAUUAUUUUCAACUUUUUAGACUUUUAAUAUUGUAACAGAGGAGUAUUCUAGAUAUGUGCUGUAAUAUUGCUAGAGAGGCGCACAUCCCAAUUAGGUUUUUCUUUCUUUCUAAUAGACAAAAGAAUCUGUCCUAAAAUUGAAAGCCCUGUUUGCCCUCUGAUCUGUGAUCAUGAACAAAUCUUUCUCAAAGUUGGAAAGGGAGAACUGUGGGCUGAAUUGCAUCAAAGUUCAAACAUAACCUUGGAUGCAAGAGAUGACACAUUUCAGCAGCUCGUUACAAAAAGUCAUUACAAGUAUAAUCAAAGAAAGGAACGAAAUAUUUUGGCAGAUCAUUUAUGCUAGUAGUGUCCAACCAUAUGUCAUGUGUGACAGUUUUCUAUUCAACCAAACACAACAGAUGUUGUCUCCGUGUAGUGUUUGGUUGGAAGCUGAACUUUAGGCUUUUCUUCCUUUCAAGUUUUUCAUACCUGCAUCAUCUUCUUUUUUUUUUCUUUUUUUUUAAAUAAAUCUUAAUAAUCAAAACUCACAUGGAAAUUUAAACUUCCAAUCUGGAAUUUCAGUUUUCAUUUAGUUACCUAUGACGCUACACGGCACACACAGUAAUAUCGUGGUGAUAAAACACAUUUCGACGAUCAGCCACUCACCUUCAUUCAAAUUCAGCUACCCACAAGUUACAGCACAAGCUUUAAAAAAAAUAGAUCAACAUUUUAGGCAAUCUACUGCACCUGGAGAGGAAUACAUAACUCCCCAUAAAGCCACAACAAUUUAUGUUUGUGUACAGUUAAAACAAACAAGCUAAAACAUGCUAAUUAGUGAGCUGUUGAGGUGCGGCUAGACCUCAUUCUGAGCUGUGGAUCCCAUUUCCAGCUAAAGCUAAUCAAUUCCUAGCUAUAGCCCCCCAGAUAAUGCACAGACGUGAAAGUUGUGUCGAUCUUCUCAGCUAACUCGCAUAAA